This is a messenger RNA of Pipistrellus nathusii (Nathusius's pipistrelle), 1053 nucleotides long. The record is from the annotation of a GenBank genome assembly. NCBI's taxonomy places the organism in Eukaryota, Metazoa, Chordata, Mammalia, Chiroptera, Vespertilionidae.
AUGGCUUUGUUACGAAAAAUUAAUCAGGUGCUGCUGUUCCUUCUGAUUGUGACCCUCUGUGGGAUUCUGUAUAAGAAAGUUCACAAGGGGACUGUGCUCAAGAAGGAAGCAGAUGAUGACUCCGGGACUCCCGAGGAACUGGACGACGAGAUCCCUGUGGUGAUCUGCGCAGCAGCAGGGAGGAUGGGGGCUGCGAUGGCCGCCAUCAACAGCAUCUACAGCAAUACGGACGCCAACAUUUUGUUCUAUGUAGUUGGGCUCCGGAACACUCUGUCUCGAAUACGAAAAUGGAUCGAACAUUCUAAGUUGAGAGAAAUAAACUUCAAAGUCGUGGAAUUCAACCCUAUGGUCCUCAAAGGGAAGAUCCGACCAGACUCGGCGAGGCCGGAGCUGCUCCAGCCUCUGAACUUCGUUCGGUUCUAUCUCCCUCUGCUGAUCCACCAACACGAGAAAGUCAUCUAUUUGGACGACGAUGUCAUUGUCCAAGGUGACAUCCAGGAGCUGUACGACACCACCUUGGCCCUGGGCCACGCUGCCGCCUUUUCUGAUGACUGCGAUUUGCCCUCGCUCCAGGACAGGCACAGGCUCGUGGGGCUGCAGAACACCUACAUGGGCUUCCUGGACUACAGGAAGCAGGCCAUAAAAGACCUCGGCAUCAGCCCCAGCACCUGCUCCUUCAACCCGGGCGUGAUUGUCGCCAACAUGACGGAAUGGAAGCACCAGCACAUCACCAGACAGCUGGAGAGGUGGAUGCAGAAAAAUGUGGAGGAAAAUCUCUACAGCAGUUCCCUGGGGGGAGAGGUGGCCACGUCCCCAAUGCUGAUUGUGUUCCAUGGCAAAUACUCCACCAUCAACCCGCUGUGGCACAUACGACACCUGGGCUGGAGUCCAGAUACCAGAUAUUCAGAGCAUUUUCUGCAAGAAGCCAAACUACUCCACUGGAAUGGAAGACAUAAACCGUGGGACUUCCCCAGCGUUCACAAUGACUUAUGGGACAGCUGGUUUGUUCCUGACCCUGCAGGGAUAUUUAAACUCAGAAACCAAAACAGCUGA